This is a messenger RNA of Gracilinanus agilis (Agile Gracile Mouse Opossum), 1296 nucleotides long. Its product is annotated as zinc finger protein 420-like. Gene Ontology annotation, biological process: regulation of transcription by RNA polymerase II. Gene Ontology annotation, cellular component: nucleus. The record is from RefSeq and is a predicted model, not a curated record. The coding region runs from base 1 to 1296 and encodes 431 amino acids. Lineage: Eukaryota; Metazoa; Chordata; Mammalia; Didelphimorphia; Didelphidae. Gene Ontology annotation, molecular function: DNA-binding transcription activator activity, RNA polymerase II-specific; RNA polymerase II cis-regulatory region sequence-specific DNA binding. The transcript is spliced from 3 exons.
AUGGGCCCUGGGCUGGCGCCGGGGUUCCUGGGGUUUGGGGACGUCGUGACUUUCCAGGACAUGGCUGUGACCUUCACGCUGGGGGAAUGGGGGUGCCUGGUGGCCCUCCAGAAGGCGCUGUACCGGGAGGUGAUGCUGGAGAACUACGAGCACCUGGCCUUCCUGGAGGCUAAGUUAGAGAAGCAACAGAUCAAUAAAGAGACACAUUCUAGAAUUCAUAUUGGAGAGAAAUCUUACAAAUGUAAUGAAUGUGGGAAGGCCUUUUACCAGAGUUCACAGCUUUUUGUGCAUCAUAGAAUUCAUUCUGGAGAUAAACCUUAUGAAUGUAAAGAAUGUGGGAAGGCCUUUAACCAGAGCAUAGAUCUUACUCUACAUCAGAGAUUUCAUACUGGACAGAAACAUUAUGAAUGUAAUGGUUGUGGGAAGGUCUUCACUCAGAUGACACAUCUUAUUCUACAUGAAAGAAUUCACACUGGAGAAAAACUUUAUGAAUGUAAAGAAUGUGGGAAAGCUUUUCGAGGGAGCUCACAACUUACCCUACAUCAGAGGAUUCAUACUGGUGAGAAACCUUAUGAAUGUAUCGAAUGUGGGAAGACUUUUACUCAGAGCUCACAACUCACUCGACACCAGAGAAUUCAUACUGGAGAAAAACCUUAUGAAUGUAAUGAAUGUGGGAAGGCCUUCCCUUGGAUAACACAUCUUACACUACACCAGAGGAUUGACACUGGAGAGAAACCUUAUAAAUGUAAAGAAUGUGGGAAGGCUUUUCGAAGGAGCACAGGACUUACUGAACAUCAGAGAAUUCAUACUGGAGAGAAACCUUUUGAAUGUAAUGCAUGCAGAAAGGCCUUUAGAAGGAGCACGGGUCUUGCUGUUCAUCAAAGAAUUCAUACUGGAACAAAACCUUAUAAAUGUAAUGAAUGUGGAAAGGCUUUCAACCAGAUUCCUGAUCUUAUUCGACAUCAGAGAAUUCAUACUAGAGAGAAACCUUUUGAAUGUAGUGAAUGUGGGAAGGCUUUCCAUGGGAGUUCACAACUUACUAGACAUCAGAGAGUUCAUGCUGGAGAGAAACUUUAUAAAUACAAUGAAUAUGGAAAGGCUUUUCAUGAGAAUGAACAACUUGCUAUACAUAAGAAAACUCGUAAUGGAAAAAAAACUCUCAAAUGCUACAAAUGUGGAAAGGCCUUUAGCCAAAAUGCUGAACUUUGUCUGCAUCAUAGAAUUCCUAAUGGAGAGAAACUUUAUGAAUGCAAUGAAUGUGGGAAGGCUUUUAGUAGGUUCGAAGAACUUACUUAG